AUGUCCGCUCUCCUCUACGUCCUAACAACCAUAACAUCCCCCUCCCUAACGCCAACAACCUACAACACCUGGUACGACACCGUCCACAUCCCUGAACUCCUCUCAAUCCCAGGCAGCCCCAACGCAGCGCAUCGCUACAAAUCCACAAACCCACGGAAUCAAAAAUGGCAAUUUUUAACACUCUAUCCACUCAAUGACAUCUCGUUUACGGGGGAUCCGGCGAUUCGGGAACGGGUCUCGUCGCAUCACCCUGUACUUCCGGGGGGAAAAUCGAUUUGGGAGCUUAUUGUGUUCGAGGGGAGGGAUUAUGUUGCUGUAAAUGGUGGUGAUGGGAAGGGAUUGCAGGGAGGAAAGAGGUGGAUUGUUACUGUUGAGAUUGGUGGGGGGGAGGAGGGUAUGCAAGGGUUGUUGGAUGGAGUAGAUGGAGGGUAUGCGAGGUAUAGGAUCCAUCGAGCACCGACUGCGAUGGCUGGUGCUAAUUCACCGGAGAUUCCUGUUCUAAAGGAACUGGUGAUAUUCGAGCUGGACAAGGAAGAAGACAUCGAGAGACUCAUUAGUGCCCUCCAACAAACCUCUGAACCUCUCCGAAUCAAUAUACAAUGCUCCUCCUGGGAGUCUAUCUAAUAUACACAUAUACAAAACAUCACAUUUACCAAUCCAAUCCAUCUUUCUUCUCAAUAACAUUCCCACCCCACCUCUCCCUCCAGACCCCCAUCUCCUCCCUCCACAAAUCCAUCACGCACGGAUCACACGAACUCCCGCAGCAUUCGCCCGGAACCGGUGGAUCAUUGUAGUCUCUUUCUGCGGCGCGGAUGAGUUGUUUUGUGCGCGUGCCGCUGGCGUGUUUUUGGGCCUUUUUGAUAGCCGGGAUAUCGGUAGGGUUGUGGUAGGCUGGUGUUGGUGGUGGUGGUUGUGGUUGUUGGCGGGUGAAGAGGGACGAGAGAAAUGAUGAAGUGGAGGAGA
Messenger RNA from Aspergillus ruber CBS 135680, 963 nucleotides. RefSeq lists its product as uncharacterized. The record is from RefSeq and is a predicted model, not a curated record. The coding region runs from base 1 to 624 and encodes 207 amino acids. The transcript has a single exon. Lineage: Eukaryota; Fungi; Ascomycota; Eurotiomycetes; Eurotiales; Aspergillaceae.